AGCAUUUCGUGCAGUCCUUGUCGUCAAUAGCGUUGACCUCCAUAUAUGUAGGCUGUGCCUUUUGUACACAAAUUACAAUGCCACUUGGAAACCACCGAGUUGUUAGUCCAGUACGCCUCGUAAAGCCUUGCAUUUUGUGCACGAUAAAAAUAAUGUGGAUGGCUGACCAAAAUGUGACCGAAGGUUGAUCUAUGGUUGACCGGAUGGGAAUUAGGGUGAAAAAAGGGCGUAGCGCUACUUUCCUCGCCUUUAUAAUGGUACAUGUACCAACAAAAACUCCCGACAACAAACCACUGGAGACGAUCUCGUUUUACGAUGACCAUUACCUGGAAUGUCAGCGGGCAUUUGAAAAAGCAUCACCCUGGACCCCUGAUUUAAACAAGUGGAUACACACCCACCUGGGGUCGAGGGUGCUUGAAAAGCUCGACAGUACUUUGCCAGAGGGGGGACAGUUAAAGCUGCUCGGUAUAGGCAGCGGAGAAGGAGAAGUAGAAUACAACUUAAUAACCAGGCUGCUCUCCAAGUACCCCACAAUCCACAACACUGUAGUCGACCCCAGCCAGACUCAACUGGAUCUUUACAAGGACCUCAUCAAGGAAAAGGCACCCGAGUUAGACGGGGUCCAGUAUGACUGGCACGCCAAGACGCUCGCGCAGUACAGGCAUUCUAGCGAGGAGUCGGGGGACCGGACUAAAUUUCACUUCAUCAGUGCCCUGUUUUGCUUGUACUACGAGGCUGAUCUGUACUCGUCGCUCGAGUAUCUGCUCAGCAGGCUUGAGCCAGGAGGCGUGCUUCUUGCCGCAAUGGAAACCGACCGUUGUGACGUCAUGAAGAUAGAAGAGCGUUUCCAGUUUGGUGCGGACUCGGAUGACGUCCCGUUGUACUGUUUCACCGACAUGACCGCCCACUUUGAGAAAAGGGGCGUGCCCUUCGCGGUCCUGAACCAACCGGAUGACCAGCGGGACUUUGACGUCACGGCCAUCUUCGACGAGUCGUCGCGCGAGGGCGCCCUGCUGCUGGAUUUCAUCUCAAGCGUGGCCAAUUUUCGCCAGGUGGCGCCCCCAGGUUUACUAGCAGAUUUUCUGAGCUACGUUCGAAGUCUGGCAACACUCAGGGAAGGGAGAGUUCUUUUGUUUUACGAUACCGAUUAUGUGCUGGCCUCUAAGCCGAAAUUCAAGAAUCAUUUUGUUUAGCUAUUUAAAAUGAGACGAUAAUGCAUGUAGUACUUUCACAGCAAAGGGUCACAUAAAAGGAUCCAUUGUCACCAAUGGCGUCAAUACUGGACUUGUGCCACAAUAAAAGUACAACAAAUAAACCUCCAAUUGAACGAUAUCAAGACUGUUGCAAUUAUUCUAGUCGAAAUCGGAACUCAUGCUGCAGCUAUUUUUUCACAUUCUUGUCUGUUUUCAUGUCUGUUUUUAAUGUAUGAGAUGCAGAUCGGGUGAGGAUCUCUAAAUCUCUCUUCAGGACUUCGUGUUUGUUUGUUUGUUUUUGGUGUUCGUUUUCGAUGUGAUAUUGUCAUUAAUUCUGAGAACUUUUUUUUCUCAUAUAUCUUCCCGUUUUCUCUGAAAGCAAAAUUAUGAAUACUGCAAUAACGAACAACAGAAAUAACGUGUUUAUUUAUUAAAAGGCCGGUUGAUGCCAUACCACUUGUUUAAUAAAAAAAAAUACAACAAUAUAAAUAACAGUACUUUUGUCCACGACUGAUGUAAAAGUGACAAAUGCAAAAAAUGCAAAAAACCUUGACAAAACUUUAAUUUAGUAUUUAGUAUACGGUGAGUGGGUGUAAUUAAAACAGAAGCAUAAGUUCCAGUUUAUUCCGAAUGAAUUCCUUUAGAUAUGCGUGACUUCAGAUUGUACAAAGCCGGGGAAAGGGACACUCGAUAGAAAAGAAAAAAUUGCAGUUGCUAAAUGCGUACGAUUUCGUACAUCUUGCAAACGAUUUCUCAAAUCGAGCGAACGAUUUUCUACAUAGUGCGAACAUGUCUCAAUUCGUUUCCACGUUUUCACCAUAAAUCGCCCCGCGAUUUCCUAGAUAUAGAUCGCUCCCGUUUGCACGAUUACAAAGUCGUUCGCAGGAAUAACUAAAUCGUUCGAUUGAUUUCGGAAUUCGUGUGCACGAUCUCCGAAGGAAAUCGACCGCACGAACUAGACUUUUUUUUCGUGUCCUUUCCCACGGAUUGUGUGGAUGUUCAGAAUAUGUUGAUUUUUUUUUCGAAUUCAAAAUCGACGAUUAAUGUUUUAAUUUCCAUCGAUAAUUACAUAUGUUUAAUCAAUGAGGUAUUACUAUGGUGGGAUAUUUGAUGUUAUGUUAUGUUGUAUUUUAGGAUUGGUGAUAUGUGAAUUUUAAUCCACUUCGGCUUAUUUUAAUUGUUUUCUUAACAUAAUUAUCCAUUAAUAUCAGUUUUUCAGUGCUUUUUGAAAAUUCGUAUGAAGUUUUUAAACAAAACUAUGAUUUUAACUGGAAUUGACGAUACAUUUGUUAUAAAUGGACUUCUACCUCAGAUGAUUGUUUUUCUCAGUAUUUUAGACCAAAAUUUUAAAUUUUAAAUUGUUGUGACUUUUGAAAAGUAACCACCGAAGUUUUCAUCCACCCGAAAAAAGUAAGAGGUCGUUUCAUUUUAAAUGAUAGUACUCUUCAAAUGGUAAUGGUGGCCUGCAACAAGCCACACGGACCUUCACAUUUUAUGUCCGUUUUCUUGUGUCAAUCUCAUAUCACAAAUUAUGGAUUUAUAAGGGGGAACAAAAGGCCGUCCUAGCCUCUACCUACCUCAAUGUUGUUCAAAUAUUAUUGCUGAUAGUCCCGUCACAGGUUACUACAUGUAGGCCUAUAUACUAUACAAAAGACACUGUUACUUUAAGUUCUGAACAUUUUAUCAGUUGAUUGCUUACAUAAAACCAAGUGCCUUCUGCUAAAAUACCAAACCAACGUUA
This is a messenger RNA of Patiria miniata (bat star), 2934 nucleotides long. RefSeq names its product histamine N-methyltransferase B-like. Bases 192 to 1193 code for a protein of 333 amino acids. The record is from RefSeq and is a predicted model, not a curated record. The transcript has 4 exons. Lineage: Eukaryota; Metazoa; Echinodermata; Asteroidea; Valvatida; Asterinidae.